AAUACACUGGACACAACUGUUACGCAGGCUGGGUAUUUAGCAGCAGCCGCAACUCACCUUCAGCCAAUGUGCCACUAAAUGAUAUGCGUUCAUUUUGAGUAGCUUACGGCCACCAACAUCCGACUGACACAGGAAGAACCGAAACGACUGAAAACAGUCCUCUGAAGGUCAUUCAGUCAUUGGAUCAAUAGCCCCUGGAGAUGGCCAGGAGAUGGGAGGACAUUAAACGCAGAUGAGACUAGGAUCUAAUCACCUGGAUGGCCUCCUGUGGCUCUGCUGGGUAGCAUAUGGGUUUGCCAGAGUCAUGUCUCAGACUGCUCCUGACCAGGAUGACUAAUAGACUAGCCCACUCUGUGUUAGGGUGCUCCACGGUCUGCUUCUGGGCUACUGGACGGGCUCAGUGAAGCUACCACAAUAAGUGACAGCCAGCCAGAGCUCACUUCCUCCUUCACUCCAUCCAUCCCGUCUCCACCACCACCACCCUGACAGGAGAAUGCCCUCUGAGCCUCUUCUCAGUUCCCAGGACAUGCUGAAAGGCCAGAGGCUGUGUCAGUCCAGGUCGCACCAGGACUCCGUUCUCUCCGCCCUCAACCAGCAGCGGAAGGAUGGCCUCUUUUGUGACGUCACACUGGUUGCCGGGGAGCAGAAGUUCCACGCCCACAAGGCUGUGCUUGCGGCGUGCAGCGAUUACUUUAGGAUUGUGCUGGAGCCGGGGGUGAUCCAAGAUGUGUUGGCUGCUGGGAGUCACCUGCAGCUGCUGGAGCUGCUCAGCUUGUGUUCCAACUACCUCAUACAGGAGCUGAGCAGUCUGAACUACCUGGACCUGUACCGGCUAGCCGACCUGUUCCACCUGCCGGCACUGGAGGAGGCAACGGUGGCCUUCCUAGUGGAGCACCUGGCUGAGCUGCAGCGCUCCCACCAGGAGGAGGUGCUGCUCCUGCCCUACCGCCUCCUCAGGGAGGUGCUCAAGAGUGACCGCCUCACCUCACUCAGCGAGGAGGAGAUCUGGCAGCUGGUGGUGCGUUGGCUGGAGCAUGACUGUCGCUACCAGUACGCCGAGGACCUGCUCCAGCACGUGCGCUACGGCCUGAUGGAGUCGUCCGUGCUGCACCACCUCUCGGACGGGCACCCUCUCUUGCACGCCAGCCUGGUGGAGGAGGCCCUGGAUUACCAGCGCGGCACCUUCGUCCAGCCCUUACGCCAGACGGCCCGCACGCGACCCCGCUUCCGCUCCCUCACCCUCUACGUGGCCGGCGGGAGGAAGCGGGAGGUCAGUCGCGUGCGAGAGCUGCGCUACUUCAACCCGGCCGGACCCGGGGGUGGGGGGGUGCAGACCGAAGGGGGGGGCCAGCAGCAGCAGCAGCAUCAGAUGCAGGGGGUGCGGGUGCCGGGGGGGUCGGACUGGAGCGAGCUGGCACCCAUGCCCGCCGGGCGGAGCCACCACUGUGUGGCUGUCAUGGGUCACUUCCUGUUUGUGGCGGGCGGCGAGGUGGAACAGACCAACGGGCGCACGUGCGCGGUAAGGAGCGCCUGCCGCUACGACCUGCGCGCCAACCGCUGGACGGACAUCGCGCCCAUGAAGGCGUGCCGCGAGCACUUUGUUCUGGGCGUGCUCGGACAGUUCCUCUUCGCCGUGGGCGGCCGCAAUGAGCUCAGGCAGGUGCUGCCGUCUGUCGAGCGUUACUGCCCCAAAAGGAACAAGUGGAUGUUUGUCCAGCCAUUCGACCGCUCGCUGUCCUGCCACGCGGGGUGUGUCGCUGACGGCCUGCUCUGGGUGUCAGGUGGCGUAACAAAUACAGCCCAGUAUCAGAACAGAUUGAUGGUGUAUGACCCUGCUCAGGACCAGUGGUUAGCGCGUAGCUCCAUGCUGCAGAGGCGUGUGUAUCAUGUGAUGGCGGCCGUGGGGAGACAGCUCUACGUGCUGGGCGGAAACGACCUGGACUACAACAAUGACCGCAUUCUGGUGCGACACAUCGACUGCUACCACAUUGACGACGACCAGUGGACGCGCUGUUCGUUUAGCCUACUCACAGGCCAGAACGAGGCUGGGGUGGCGGUCCACGAGGACAGGAUCUACGUGGUGGGAGGAUACUCCAUCUGGACAAACGAACCCUUAGCCUGCAUUCAGGUUCUGGACGUGAGCUCAGAGGGGAAGGAGGAGGUGUUCUACGGCCCGAGUCUGCCCUUCGCUUCAAACGGAAUCGCCACCUGCUUCUUACCCGCGCCCCACUUUUCCUGCCCCAACUUACAGACACUACAGGUUCCUCAUCACAGGAUAGGAACGCUUUAACACACACACACACACACACACACACACACAAACACACACAAACACACGCACUGACACAUACAUAAACAGACACACUCACACACCCCAAACAGAGACGCUCUAUGAAGAAGUAUGAACGUUUACCACUGCCUCAACACACCAAGAUGCAAAUAAAGCCAAGGAGAACCCUCUUCCUGAGCUGCCCAGAGCUCCAGAUGCUCGAGAAACUCGAGAUACACAUGCGGGGUGCCCAGCUCUAUGGCUACAGUUUAAAGCAACACAUCUUAGUAAUGAGACCACACGGUGCACUUUGCUUUCUGGGAAAAUAAUCCACAAGGACUGAACCUUGAUUUGUUCUGAUCUGUGUUGACACAGCAGCAAUGGGGAGCACUGAGUUUAUCAGUUUUCUGUGCCAAAACAUUAGUAUCAAGCUCCUUAUUGACUUAAUGCACUAUAUGAGACUGAGUGAGCUGUCUCCAAUUGCAACCAAUAGGUAUAUACUGUAUAUACGAGGUGUGGCUGUUAAAUAACAACUGUUAUUACAAGUAUAUACGAGUUAUAUGAGUAUAAUGAGUUUCCUUCAUUACAAUUGCAUUACAGCAUUAGUCUCAUUAUUUAAUAGCUGCACCUCGUAUAGUAAUAGUGCCUGUUACAUUGUAACUACACUAGUCAAUACAGUGCAGCUCAGUGUCACAUACUGAGUAACUAAGCGUAGCUACAUACUGAUACUUUGUAUGCACAUAUUCCAUGAUUAGGGCAUGUCGAAGUAUGGGGUAUGGCUGUGUAGUUAUACAUUGAUAAUAAGUGCGUUACACUGU
This is a messenger RNA of Clupea harengus (Atlantic herring), 3087 nucleotides long. It is a transcript of the gene klhl32, whose product is annotated as kelch-like family member 32. NCBI's taxonomy places the organism in Eukaryota, Metazoa, Chordata, Actinopteri, Clupeiformes, Clupeidae. Gene Ontology annotation, molecular function: protein binding. The transcript is spliced from 11 exons. The coding region runs from base 494 to 2290 and encodes 598 amino acids. The record is from RefSeq and is a predicted model, not a curated record.